This is a messenger RNA of Candidula unifasciata, 909 nucleotides long. The record is from the annotation of a GenBank genome assembly. NCBI's taxonomy places the organism in Eukaryota, Metazoa, Mollusca, Gastropoda, Stylommatophora, Geomitridae.
AUGGCGGCCGGCAACGAGACGACCAGUCCCAAUCUGCUGGCCCUUGAACAAGAAGACUUCUCUCAGCUCAGAGAAGCAGUCUCUGUCACACACGGACAGUACUUAAUAGUCGCCUCUGUCCUGUUUUUCCAGCUGGUUAAUUUGUUAGUGAAAUCCUACGGCCCACCGAAAUCGGUAACAGACGAUGAGUGGAAAUGGAGGAACCUGGUCGUUUCGUGGGUCCAUGCGAUGAUCGCGUCCUUGUGGGUGAUUGCAUGCACAGUUGUGUACCCAGAACUGUACUGUGACCUGCUGCAACACAUUAGUCACUUGACCUUCUAUUGUGUGUGUUUCUCCACUGGUUACUUUGUGUAUGACUUCUUGGACCUGGUCGUCAACAAUAAGAUGUUCUCCAUGUGGGAACUGACAGUGCAUCAUAUAGGAAUUGCUGGAAUGUUCUACUACAACAUCUGCAUCAAGUCCAACAUUGGCAUGAACAUCAUUGCCUUGUCUGUGGAACUCAACUCAGUCUUCCUGCACUGGCGGAAACUGCUGCAGAUGAUGAAGAUGCCCUUUGACAGCCCCGGGUACAUCAUCAUCAAGUAUCUGAACAUUAUCUCCUUUCUCAUCUUUCGGGGCGGAGCUCUGGUAGUGAUCACCGGAGCUUGUAUCAUGUGGAGGCAGAAGGUGUCCACCUUGUACUAUAUAGGAAUCUCGUCGACCACUUUCUUCAUGGACAUUGUCAAUGUGAUUCUCUUCUGGAGACUCUUUAAGAGUGACUUCCUAAGGGGCGGGCACAGGGAAGGAGUUCGAUCUGUAAGUUCAAGGGUCAAAUGUGACAGCAUCAAGAACGGCAACAAUCAUGUUAUCACAAGUAACAGCAGCAGUGCUUCUAGUGCUGUCAAAUCUCGCAAGCCCACCUUACUGUGA